AUGCUGGUGCUGGUUCUGGUGCUGCUGCUACUGCUACUGCCCCACAACGUGUUCUGUCAGAGGCCGGAGGCCAAAUGCCCACUGAAUCUGAUCAAGGAUGAGAACGAUCCACUGAAUUAUUACCGUCGAGGAGAUCUCAUCGUUGGGGGGAUUGUAGGCACACGUCAUAUUUAUCUGGAUCUCAUCCCUUUCGACAGACCUCCCUACACCAAAAAGAAUCAUUCUUCAGCUACAGAUUACCAGCCCAUCGUCGCCUUCCUCAUCACCGUUCGGGAGAUCAGACAGAACCCCAGGCUCUUGCCCAACCACACCCUGGGCUACGAAAUCUAUGAUAACUUUUUUGAAGCGAGGAUGACUUCCGAUGGCUUAUUAGACCUGCUCUCCACAGGAAAGCAGAACAUCCCAAACUACCGCUGCCGAAAUCACAGGAACCUGACGGUGAUCGUCGAAGGAACGGGGCCCGAAAUCUCCAUCCAGAUUGCAAAUAUGGCGGGCAUCUACAAAAUCCCACAGGUCAGUUAUGGGCUUACUUCCCAUGUUCUUCAAGAUCCCACUCAGUUCCCUUUUUUCUACCAGAUGGGUCCAGACCCAGAAAAACAUUACCUGGGGAUUGCCCAACUGCUCCUGCAUUUCCGAUGGACGUGGAUCGGUCUCUUUGCUACAGACACUGAAAACGGAAACCAGUUCAUGAGAAUCUUUCCGCCUCUGGUCAAUCGUAAUGGUAUUUGCGUUGCCUUCUCCCUGAGCAUCCCGGUAACAACCGCUCUUCCAAGUAUGAAAAACUUCCUCCGUUCCUCCGACGCGUUCCGCUUGUGGAGAAACGUCUCCGUGUUAAUUUUUUAUAAGGAAUCCGGCGCUUUCGGAGAUAUCCUCUCCUUUGUAGACGGGUCCUUUAGAAGGUGGAUAUGGCCCUACGCCAAGAAGGUCUGGGUCAUCGUGGCCUUGCGGAUGAUAAAGGUCAGAGAUACUUUUUUAAGUGUCGCAACUUCUCCUCUGACCCAUGGGGUUUUUUCGCUCACUACUCACAAAGAUGUACAGACAAAAUAUAUGGACCUGGCUUCGAGUGUUGGGAGGAAAGGCUUUAGUUGCCACGACAACAAACCUUCGCUGACGGUGAAAGCACAACGAAGAUGCAGAGAAAGAGAAAGAGACCCGAAGACUCUUUCUCAGCGUGAGGCCAAAAAUAUCCUUUCUAUAGACAACUUCUAUACUUCCAGUGCCAUCCAGGCAGUAGCAGAGGCCUUACACGUGGCGUACUCCCAGAAAUCAAAGUUAGUCAGGAAUCACAUCCGCUGGCAGAGGCUUCAGCCAUGGCAGAUUCAUCGUUUUUUGAAAAACACCCCCCUUUACAAUGCUUCCGUGCGGGAUAUGCAGUUGGAUGAGGACGGGAACGCGGUCGGCGAUUUUGAUGUUGUGAGAUGGACGCAGUCUUCAAAUUCAUCUUUCUAUUUAGAAAGAGUGGGGAAAGUAGAGAGGCAGGGGCCCGCGGACCUGAAGUGUUCUAAGAGCUGCCCUCCAGGAAACUCCAAGAAGGUCCGAGAAGGACAGCAGUUUUGCUGCUAUGACUGUUUGCCUUGUGCGGAAGGGAUGAUCUCCACCUGGGAAGAUUCCAUCCGCUGCGAGAGAUGUCCGGAAGAUCACUAUCCAAAUGAAGAUAGAACUAAAUGCCUUCCCAAGGCUAUAACAGUCCUGUCAUACAGAGAACCUCUGGGCAUGAGCCUAGCUGUCUUAGCCCUCCUUUUGUCUUUCACCUCAGUUUAUGUUUUAUGUAUCUUUAUUAAAUACAUGGAUACCCCAGUAGUCAAAGCCAAUAACCGGGACCUCUCCUACAUUCUCCUCACCUCCCUCCUGCUUUCCUUUCUCUCCUCCUUUCUGUUCAUCGGCCAGCCAAGGAAAGCUACCUGCCUUCUCCAACAAACUGCCUUCAGCAUCAUCUUUGCAGUUGCCGUCUCUUGUAUGUUGGCCAAAACGAUCACCGUGGUGGUGGCCUUCAUGGCGACAAAGCCGGGAAGCAGGAUGAGGAAAUGGCUGGGGAAGAGUUUGGCCAACUCCAUCGUCCUGUUUUGUUCUGGCGUUCAAGUCGUCCUCUGCAUCAUCUGGCUCAAAAUUUCCCCUCCCUUCCCAGAUGCUGACAUGGACUCCCAGCCGGGACACAUGAACCUGCGAUGCAAUGAAGGGUCUGCCACCAUGUUUUAUGGUUCUUUGGGCUACCUGGGCUUCCUGGCGGCCAUUUCUUUCACAGUGGCUUUCCUAGGCAGGAAGCUGCCUGGGGCCUUCAAUGAGGCCAAGCUGAUCACCUUCAGCAUGCUGGUCUUUUGUAGCGUAUGGGUGUCCUUUGUGCCCACCUACCUGAGCUCAAAGGGGAAAUACAUGGUAGCCGUGCAGGUCUUCUCCAUCUUGGCCUCCAGUGCUGGCUUGCUAGGUUGCACCUUCGUUCCUAAAUGCUACGUUAUCCUCCUAAGGCCAGACUUGAAUUCCAAGGAACAUCUAAUGGCUAAAAGUUAA
Heteronotia binoei (common prickly gecko) is the source of this 2505-nucleotide messenger RNA. RefSeq names its product vomeronasal type-2 receptor 26-like. Gene Ontology annotation, biological process: G protein-coupled receptor signaling pathway. The transcript has 6 exons. NCBI's taxonomy places the organism in Eukaryota, Metazoa, Chordata, Lepidosauria, Squamata, Gekkonidae. The record is from RefSeq and is a predicted model, not a curated record. Bases 1 to 2505 code for a protein of 834 amino acids. Gene Ontology annotation, cellular component: membrane. Gene Ontology annotation, molecular function: G protein-coupled receptor activity.